AUUCCACCCCUAAAAAAAAGGUAAACCUCUCACUCGAUUCCGGCACACACCCAUACGCGGCGUCGGCAUCCCCUAACCCUAUCGUCCACGGCGGCGCGCUCCGUAACCCGUCUCCUACAAUUGAUUGCUAGAGAGAAAGCUACAGGGGUCGAGUUGGAUGGCGCCUUCCACAUCCGAUCGAGAGCACAACGGUGAGGCGAGCAGCAGCGGGGCGGGCUCAAAAUCGAAGGAGAAGGAGCGGCCAAGGUCCUUUGACGAGAAGACCCGUACUGCGUGCUGGCGGAAGGCGGCGGUGCUGGCAGGGCGACACCCAGAGCGGUGGCGGCAGGACGCCGCUGGCAACGUGGUGUGUCGCCGCUUCUGGAGCUGCCACGGCUGCCUCUGCUAUGAAUACGACCACAUCAUUCCCUUCUCCAAAGGAGGGGAGUCUACUGUUGAGAAUUGCCAGAUCCUUCAGACUAGGGUGAACCGUUCCAAGUCUGAUAAAGCAUGGGUGGAGAAGGCAGAGAUGCAAGGCUUUUCCUGCGAUAUCAAGUUCACAGGCAAAACGAGAAUAGCCUUGGAAACCUUUCUUGAAGAGGAAUGCAAGACUGGUCAAUCUCCCAACGAUCAGACCAAAAUAGUACAGAAUCCCCUCUGCCAACAGUGACAGAGACAAGGAGCUUGAUGUAAUCGAGAUGGCAGUCUAUGGGGAUGUCAUUCGUCCUGGCAAACAAUGUCGCUGCAAGACAGUAGCUGAGAUGCUUGGACAGGUGAAAUCAAAGAAUCAAAUGGCUGCUUGCGACUUACCAACAUAAUGAUGCCUCCUAAUAUGAAGACCAUUUAGACCCAUGCCCUUCUUUCGGGAAGGGCAAUCAUUGUCAAACUGCUGAUUACAUUAUAUUAUUGAUCUCCAUUAAAUUGGUAUCAUUGUCUUCAGCACAAAAGCACACCUAUAGAGCAAUCUAAGCUCAUAAGUGCAAUUAUAUUGUGCUUAUCACUUGUCAGUGAUGCCUGUCAGAAUCUUGGAAUGUGACAAUGAACAUAUUUGACUGUAGAAUUAUUAACUUGAUAACACCACUUAUCAAGAGUUGUUUCAAGGUAUUGUGUUUGUAGUAA
Messenger RNA from Aegilops tauschii subsp. strangulata, 1098 nucleotides. RefSeq lists its product as uncharacterized. Lineage: Eukaryota; Viridiplantae; Streptophyta; Magnoliopsida; Poales; Poaceae. The record is from RefSeq and is a predicted model, not a curated record. Gene Ontology annotation, molecular function: nucleic acid binding; endonuclease activity; zinc ion binding.